AUAUAUAGACAACAACCAAGGUGGUGGUGGUGGUACCAAUCUAAAACAGAGAGAGAGAUAGAGAAGUUGUUGAAGAGAAGAAAGGGAUAGGAGAAGCUAGCCAUUCCUCUCCAUUCAUCUCCUCUCUUUCCCUUUCUUAUCUUUCUCUUCAUCAUCAUCAUCAUCAUCAUCAUCAUCAUCUUCUUCUUUAUCUCUCUCAAAGAAUGGCUACAUUUGCAGGCACUACACAGAAAUGCACUGCAUGUACUAAGACUGUUUAUUUGGUUGACAAGCUCACUGCUGACAACCGUGUUUAUCAUAAGGCUUGCUUUCGUUGCCACCAUUGCAAAGGCACUCUCAAGCUUGGAAACUACAACUCUUUUGAAGGGGUUCUUUACUGCAGGCCUCACUUUGAUCAGCUAUUUAAGAGAACUGGUAGUCUGGACAAGAGUUUUGAAGGCACACCGAAAGUUGUUAAACCUGAGAGGCAUAUUGAAAACGAGAAUAUAGCUGCUAAAGUAUCAAGCUCAUUUGCCGGUACAAGAGAGAAGUGUGUGGGAUGCAAGAAGACAGUUUAUCCAAUUGAAAGGGUUACUGUAAAUGGGACUUGUUAUCACAAGAGUUGCUUCAAGUGUAGCCAUGGAGGUUGUGUAAUUAGUCCUUCAAAUUACAUUGCUCAUGAAGGGAGGUUAUAUUGCAAACACCAUCACAUUCAACUCAUUAAGGAAAAAGGGAAUUAUAGCCAACUUGAAGGUGGUGAAAAUGAGAAGAUUAGUGUUGCAGAAACAGCAACAGCAGCAAGUCUGGAAGCUUGAUAAAUGAUUUUGAUUUUUUUCAUGUAUUUUGUCUACCAAGAUGUGAUUUCAUUUAUCAAGCAUGUUGUACUUUUUUUUUUUAGCUAUAUUUUGAGUUUUAUUAUGUUAUAUGCAUGUAAAACUUAUUUUUCCAUGGAAGUUAUGAUGAGUUUGAUUUUCUUUUCCA
Molecule: messenger RNA, 960 nt
Organism: Dioscorea cayenensis subsp. rotundata (Guinea yam)
Lineage: Eukaryota; Viridiplantae; Streptophyta; Magnoliopsida; Dioscoreales; Dioscoreaceae
Product: LIM domain-containing protein WLIM1
Exons: 5
Coding region: 204-794 (196 amino acids)
Biological process (GO): actin filament bundle assembly
Cellular component (GO): plasma membrane; actin cytoskeleton
Molecular function (GO): actin filament binding
Source: RefSeq, a predicted model, not a curated record